UGACCUACAGAACAUGACUCGGUUGGCCGAUGUUAUGUUCCGUGGUAAGGGUUAUCUGUACCAGAUGCCAUGGCCACCUGCUGGGCUUGCUGCUGCUACUACUGCCAAGUCCUCGCCUCCUCAGAAAGAUAAUUGCAUAGACAAUCUGUUAUCUACAUCGAGCAGACAUGAUGGAGUGGAUCUGGCACAUGAAGGGGGUACCGAUGGUGAUCAACAUAGUAAGCUGAGCUCCAACAACAGGAUGAAAGAUCCUCCUUCAUCGUCAGUUGUGGACACCACAUGUUCCCAAAAUCAAUAUAUGGACCCCCAUGAUGUCAAUGAAGCUGGAGGCGACGAGGCGGCACCAUCUGAAAACCAUCACACCCUCAAGUCUCCAGUUAAUAGAACCAAGGCUGUGGAGGUGGAAAAUAGCAUAACUCAUCUGAAUUCAGCUCAACAUGACCUCAGUGAGAAAGCAAGUCUAGAUCUGGAUGGUGAUAGUGCUAGGAUUGAGCCAGUGGAAAUGUAUCCCAGCCAUGAACUGACUCUGCAAAAUGCUCCUGCUAUACCUUCCGUAAGCUGCAAUGUGGCUAUUCGAAUAGAUAAAUCUGAAACCAGCAAUCUGCAAGAUAAUACUACAGAUGGUGCUGAGAUGUUUGAACCACAGAAUUGUGAUAAGGCUCACCAGGAAGUCACUUGUGCCAACAAUGUUAGUGAAACAGAUGAAGAGCCCGGUGGCCAGAGGAAGAAGCUGAAAACAAACGAAACAAGUAAUGCUUGUCCUCAAGAGUUGGAUCAGCACAUUUCUUCACCAUCAAGCUGUAGUAAUCCUUUUGUGGUUGAGUCUGAGAUAAUCUCCACAACCAUAGUGCGAAAAAAUAAUCUGAGAGUUCCAUGCCAGAAGAGUUCAAUGGGGAAGCUGGCAACAACACGAUAUAAGCCUCAGAACAAAGAUGCCUCGAUCUGUCCACAGCAGGGUGACCCUCCUAGGAAACCAAGAUGGAAGGAAGCAGCUCAUCCCAAGGGCGCUAGGACUCGCUCAAGUCAUGUUGUCCAAUGCCGGAACAGCUCAAUGGGGCAGCCAGCAACAACGGAGAAGCCUCUAUGCAAAAGAAACAAUUUGGUCAGAGUAAACAACCUGACAGAUGAAGAGCCUGGUGGCCAGAGGAAGAAGCUGAAAACAAAAGCAACAAGCAAUGCUUGUCCUGAAGAGCUAGUUCAGCACAUUCCUUCACCAUCAAGCUGUAAUCCAACCACAGUGCAUCAAAAUAAUCCAACAGUUCCAUUCGGGAACAUUUCAAUGCGACAGAAGGCAACAACACAGCAUGCAAGGACCAAUAAUGCGAAAACCAAUCUGCAUGUUGAGGAUGGCAACGCGAUGCUUGAAUGCAACUCAAAGGGCUGCAAGAGAAUGUUUUCAUCGAUAUCCAAUCUGACCAGACAUCGUAGGGAAGUCCAUAAGAACGGUAAAUGUAUCCCAUGUGGACGGUGCGACAAGAAGUUUACAAGACCAGAGAAUCUUAAAAUUCAUUUUGGGAGACUGCAUAACUCGAUGGAGACAUGUCUAUUCAAAGGGUGCACUGAGGAGUUUCCUGACAAGCAUGCUAGGAAGACUCAUGAAAAAUCUAACCAGCAUGUUGAUGAUGGAACUAAGAAGAUAAAAUGCCACUUCAAGGGCUGCCCGAAAAAAUAUUCAUCGAGGAAAGAUCAGAACAGGCAUUAUAAGAUAGUUCAUAAGAGCCCGGGAGUCCAAUAAAGGAGAAGAUAGAGGUAUAGAUGGCCUUAUACCAAUAUGUUGGAGAGGCUGCAUUGUGGUCUGCAGAAGCCUGAAUAUUUUGUUCUUGAGCAGUAUGUUUGCACAUGUUAUAUCAAUGUGGUUGGAAGAAUUCUUACCGUGGUCUUUUGUGUAAUCUGGCACCAAUUAUGAGGUAUAAAUUUCAUGUUUACCAGAAUACCAGUUG
Molecule: messenger RNA, 1940 nt
Organism: Lolium rigidum
Lineage: Eukaryota; Viridiplantae; Streptophyta; Magnoliopsida; Poales; Poaceae
Product: sex-determining transformer protein 1-like
Exons: 13
Coding region: 14-1735 (573 amino acids)
Biological process (GO): regulation of transcription by RNA polymerase II
Cellular component (GO): nucleus
Source: RefSeq, a predicted model, not a curated record